CUGAAGAAGGCUCGCCUCUCGCCGAGUCCUGCAUCGUUGUUCUAACAAAUUACAUCCUUGCUCACUUAUCCCCCUUCCCGCCAUGGUCGCGCGCCUCGAGCUAGCGGUGGAUGCCCAGGAGCUCGCCAACGAGCAGCGUGCACUCCUCGACUUGAUCGACAAGCUGCAGUUCGCCCAACUGGACAAUGUCAAGCUGCCGCAGAUUGUCGUGGUGGGUGAUCAGAGCGCCGGGAAGAGCUCCGUGCUCGAGGCCAUCACUGGCACCCCGUUUCCACGAGAUGCCGGCGCCUGUACGAGGUUCGCUACCGAGAUCCGCCUCCGGAGGGCGCCCCAGCAGAGCGUCACCGUCUCCGUGAUUCCGGACAAGAACCGCAGCUUUCCCGAGCAGGAGAGGCUGAGACAGUUUGGCGGAACCGUUCGUGCCGAGAUGCCCUUUGAGCAGUUGAUGAGGAGCGCCGUCGACCUCAUUGCCCCCAAGGACGUGCCGGGCCGCUUUGCCGCCCGCGAUAUCCUCGUCGUCGAGAAGCGGGGCCCGGAUAUGCCGCUCCUGACUCUUGUUGACCUGCCCGGGUUGGUCCGAAACGCAAACAACGACCAGUCCCUCGAAGACAUCAGGACCAUCGAGGCGCUCUCGGACCGCUACAUGAAGAGUUCCCGGACCAUCAUCUUGGCCGUGGUAGGGGGGAAUUCUGACUACGUCCAGGCGCCGAUUCUCACCAAGGCCCGUCAAUUCGACCCGGACGGGCACAGAACGAUUGGCGUCUUGACGAAGCCGGACCUGACCGAGUCCAUUGGUUUGGAGGAUAAAUUCAUCGAUCUGGUGCAAAACAAGGACAAGCGCAACGACUUCAAGCUCGGCUGGUACGUUCUGCUAAACCCGGGACCCCGCGAACCGGGCCAGCUCUGGCCGACGGCCGAGGAGCGCCGACGAGCCGAGGCCGUCUUUUUCAACAGCGGGAAAUGGAGCUCGAUCCCGCCGUCCAACUGUGGCGCCAUCGCGCUUAUGCGGCAGCUCAGCCUCCAGUUGCAGCGGCAUAUCGGCAGACACGUCCACGUCCUUCGCAAGCAGAUUCAGAAAGCGCUCGAUGACUGCGAGGCCGAACUCAAGUCUCUCGGGGACGCCAAAGAUACGCCGGAGGAGAUGCGGACCGAGUUGGUCGAGCUCUUCUCGGCAUCCAAGGAGCUGGUGAUCCCCGCCGUCUACGGCUUCUACAAGAAUCCUCCCAAGAAGAAUUUCUUUCGCGUAACCGCAGACCCGAGAGGCACCCCGGCUCAGAACCUACGGGCCCGCGCUGCGGAGGAGAACGACCGCUUCGCGAUGGGGGUACGGGCCCACGGCCGCAAGCUCGCCUUCUCUAGCGACUCUUCCCCUGAUAGCAGCGCCAAGCGCGAGUUCGUCAAGCAGGAAGUCGAGUUGCUGCUGCGACAGAUCCGCGGCUCAGAGUUUCCCAUGGAUCCAAAGCCGAGGGCCGUCUACAUGCUCUUCCAGAACUACUCGGAGAACUGGCCCAAACUAGCCCAGGAGCACAAGGACAACUUGGCCGUCGUCUGCGACGAGUUCCUGGGCGAGUUGGUCGACUACGCCUGGCCGAAGCGCAUGCGGGCACCGCUCCGCCGGCAUUUUCUGGAGCCUCGCAUGAAGGAACUCAUGGCGAAGGCUCAGCACGAGCUGGACCUCCUGACCCAGGACAUGAGCCUCGAGGUCCAAUCGUACGACCCCGAGUACGAAGAACGGUUGAGGAACUGGCACCUCAUGACGACGCAGGACGGCGCCACCUUCUCUGAGGCCGAGGAGGUGCUCGAGAAGAUGCUGAUAUACUAUGACCUGGCCGCCAAGACCUUCAUCAGGAACACCAUUACUCAGGUCAUCGAACGCCAUCUCCUCCAGGGCAUGUACAGCAUCUUCAACUCGGUCGAGGUGCUGGGUCUGAGUACCGACGUGGUCGAGGCCAUCGCGGCGGAAAAUAAAGAGACCAGGGAUAGGAGGCAGACGCUCAGGGUACAAAGGAAGGCCAUUCAAGAGGCCAAAGAGAUCUGUGCUGGCAUUGCCAUGCGAAAAGAACUGAGAAGAUACGCCGAAGGUGGUGAGAGCGAUGGCGCGAGCACUUCCGAUGAGGAAGGAUCCACGGCAGAGGAGAAGCCAUCUCCCGCAAGGCAUCGCCCGAGCCCGUCCGCCACGCGACGUCCGUCCCGGCGACACAGGCCCUCGGGCGGGGAGAUCCACAGCACCGGCACCACCUCGACGCGCGGGCUCGACGCCGCUAGCGGCCACCACCGACACCAGCACUCCCACGAGCAGACUCCGACCCACGCCUAUUACCCCACGCCCAGCCCCGACCGCCACCGUCGCGUGGUGGAUGAUGACACGUACAUUACCGCACCACGCCCUCCGCAGCAGGCGCCGCCGCCACCGCCGCCACCGCCACCUCGUCCAGGUAAAGUGCGGCCGGAAGAGGAUCAGCAGCAGCAGCAGCAGCAGCAGCAGCAGCCCCAAGCCUUCUACUGCUCGCCGGCCCCUGGCCGGGCCCCGGCGAAUCCCAGAACGAGCCAGCCGCUUGCUUCUUCGUCUUCUUCGUUUGCCGCAGGAACGGUGCCGGCGCCCGAGCCGCGCUAUGCGAGCAACGGACCUUAUUCCAGCAACAACCCGUACGCCCCGGCGGAGACGGCCGAGUUCGAAGCGGCGCGGAGGCAGGCGAAGAAGGUUUCUGGGAGAGCCUAACUGGGACUCGAAGUUUGCAUUUAUUCUCGGCGUUGCUAUGGAAUAGAUUAGUCUUCACGAAAGUGAGAAUCCUAGGGGAUAAUUAAUUAUGGGGUUCUUCCUUUGAGUUGUUUCUAUUUUGACGGCGUAAGUUGGUUUACGCGAGUUAAUAAGCACUGGAUGGCAGCUGCUCUGCGGCGCUCGCUGUACCAGCUCUCAUACAUGAGAGGAUCGGGCUACUACCCUUUUCCCAAUAAAACAUACGCGGUUACUGAAACAUCCAGCUGGGUAACUCUGCUAGAGUGGUCGGGAUUGAAAAGGGGUGGUGGGGGGGUUCGUAGAUGCGUCCAAUGCCGACGCCUAAUUAAUUAAUUACCAACAACUACGGAG
Molecule: messenger RNA, 3088 nt
Organism: Thermothelomyces thermophilus ATCC 42464
Lineage: Eukaryota; Fungi; Ascomycota; Sordariomycetes; Sordariales; Chaetomiaceae
Exons: 2
Coding region: 83-2719 (878 amino acids)
Cellular component (GO): membrane; cytoplasm; microtubule
Molecular function (GO): GTP binding; microtubule binding; GTPase activity
Source: RefSeq, a predicted model, not a curated record